Chrysemys picta bellii (western painted turtle) is the source of this 3854-nucleotide messenger RNA. RefSeq names its product myocardin related transcription factor B (gene MRTFB). Gene Ontology annotation, cellular component: nucleus. The record is from RefSeq and is a predicted model, not a curated record. NCBI's taxonomy places the organism in Eukaryota, Metazoa, Chordata, Testudines, Emydidae. Gene Ontology annotation, biological process: smooth muscle cell differentiation; positive regulation of transcription by RNA polymerase II. Gene Ontology annotation, molecular function: transcription coactivator activity.
GGAUUUGGGAGUUGUGCUUCAGACGCUCUGUUUCCCUGUCUGGAAGAGAGUUAAGGGCUUCAAGCAGAUUGAGUGUAUUUGUAGGUCAGACUGGGAAGUAAAGAGUAAUGGCUGCUUUCAGCUGCUUAAAGACAUAAUUGCUCAAUUACUGUGAGAAGGAAGCGGGGAGCAGAGUAUCCUGAACAGUGUACUGCUGGGUAGCAAGUUGGGCUUUUUCCUAUGUUGGAUGUUGCCAUUCAAAGGAGUCUCAUCAUGAUCGAUAGCUCCAAGAAGCAGCAACAGGGCUUUCCAGAGAUUUUACCUACUGGAGCUAUUGAGACAUUGAAAGAAAAGGAAUGUCUUGAGGUGAACAGCCAGAAAAGUCUCAAGGAAGUACUUCAGCUUAGGCUGCAGCAAAGACGGACAAGAGAACAGCUGGUGGACCAGGGCAUCAUGCCACCUUUGAAAAGCCCAGCUGCAUUCCAUGAGCAGAGAAAGAGCUUGGAACGAGCCAGGACUGAAAAUUUUCUGAAGCACAAGAUUCGCAGCAGACCAGAUCGAUCAGAAUUGGUCAGAAUGCAUAUUCUGGAAGAGACAUUUGCAGAACCCUCACUGCAGGCAACUCAGAUGAAACUGAAGAGAGCUCGGCUGGCAGAUGAUCUGAAUGAGAAGAUUGCUCAGAGGCCUGGCCCUAUGGAACUGGUGGAAAAGAACAUCCUUCCUGUAGACUCCAGUGUUAAAGAAGCAAUUAUAGCAGUUGGACAAGAGAGUUAUCCCCAAGCUUUGGAUGAUUACUCAUUUGAUGAAGACAGCAGUGACGCUUUAUCUCCAGAUCAGCCUGCUAGCCAGGAAUCCCAGGGUUCAGCAGCGUCUCCUGGUGAGCCAAAAACAAGUGACUCGCCAUCAUCAGUCACACCGAACACUACUUCUACCACACAGCAGUAUCUCUCAUUAACCUCUGCAGUCCCUGAAUUCCUAAAGCCUGCCCCCACCACUGAGCAGCACACUACACACUCUACAACUACUACUACCACUCUGACCACAAAUACUCUAUCUGCAGCAAAGCCUGGGCCAACUCUGGUAAAGCAAAGUCACCCGAAGAACCCAACUGACAAGCAUCGGAGCAAGAAAUGUAAAGAACCUAAGCCUAGGGUGAAGAAGUUGAAGUAUCAUCAAUAUAUCCCACCUGAUCAGAAAGGUGAGAAGAACGAGCCACAGAUGGACUCCAAUUACGCUCGUUUACUACAGCAACAGCAGCUUUUUUUGCAGCUGCAGAUCCUGAGCCAACAGCAACAACACUACAACUACCAGACCAUUCUACCUGCACCGCUCAAACCUCUCAGUGACAAACAAAAUAACAACGGGAAUAUACCACUGACCACUUUGAGCAACAGCACACCUACGCCAGUAGCCUGCACACCAAGACAGAACAGUAAUAUUCCCAGCAGAAAACCAGGACCUCUUCCUUCAAGCUUGGAUGACCUGAAGGUAGCUGAACUGAAGAUGGAAUUGAAAUUAAGGGGAUUGCCAGUGUCUGGAACUAAAACAGAUCUUAUUGAGCGUUUAAAACCCUACCAAGAUCUUAAUAAUAAUAAUGGUGUCAAUACUAAUAAAGUGGUUGCAAUAACCACUUCUACUGGUGUCAUCAGUAACACGGGGGAGGUAACUGUGGCAUUCCCUGUUACAACAUUAAAUAAAUCAGUGGGGAGCUUCCCUUCAGAAACAUCGUCUGCUGGAACUGGCUUCAAAUUAGCACAUACUGAAAGCAUUAGCUCCCCUUUGCCCAUUUCACCAUCUCCUUCAGAACAAUCAAGUCUGAGCACAGAUGACACAAACAUGACAGAUACUUUCACAGAAAUGAUGAGCAUGAUGUCACCAUCCCAGUACUUAAGCACUUCACCUCUAAGAGUGACUGUGAAUGAAGACAGUCUGAGUCAUGCCAGUGGAAGCAUUUCAAGCAUGGAGCUUGAUGCAGCAGAAAAGGACCGCAAGCUUCAAGAAAAAGAGAAGCAGAUUGAAGAGCUCAAAAGGAAGCUGGAACAAGAACAGAAACUUGUGGAAGUACUGAAAAUGCAACUGGAGGUUGAAAAACGGGGUCAGCAGCAGCAGCAAUCCCAGACUCCUGUUAACUCCAUAACUACGCUGGAUCAGAAACAAUUAAAUGCUGCUAUCAAAAAUGAAAAUGCUCUCACUGAUUGCUCUAGUCCAAGGCAACCAGUAUCUGUAACCAGCCAUUCUUUAGGACAGCCAGUGUCUACUGGUGGCCAGAACCUAGUUGCUAAAAAGGCUGUUGUUAUCAAACAGGAGAUACCUUUGGCCAAAGCUGAACCACAGAAUGUAAUCUCUCAAUUCUAUGUGAGUUCACAGAGGCAGCCACAAACUGCAGUUGUUGCCCAGCCUCAAGCUUUACUAACUACCCACGGAACAACACAAUUGCUACUCCCACUGUCUAUCCAAGGACCGAAUUCAGCCACUUCAGUGCAGCUACCAGUGGGCAAUAUACAGCUACAGGCUCAGUCACAAGCAGGAAUUCAGGCUUCAUCACAAGUAUCUGUGCCUGUUUCAUCUUCUGGUCUAGUUCAGACAGCACCACAGAUUCAUGGUCCACCAUCAAAACAAAAUACCGUCACCCAGUAUGUGCUCAGUCAGGCCCAACAAAUCAGAAAGGUUUUCCCAUCUAGUACAUCAAAUACAGUAUUUCCCUAUCAAAAUCCACCUGUUACAACACUACAGCAGCCUUUUAUCAAUAAGGCAUUAAACACUAGCCUUGAUGCUGGGAAGAACCAGGUUCCCUCAGUGCAAAAUGGACCCAGUAAGCCUGACUCACCACCUGAGUCCCAGCCAUAUAUCAUACAACACUCUCUAUUCAACAAUCCAGUAGCCAAGACAAAAGACCCUCCACGUUAUGAAGAGGCCAUAAAACAGACCCGCAACAUGCAGGCAUGUCAGCGAGAGAUUUCAAAUGCACACAGUCAGCAGAUGGAUGAUCUCUUUGAUAUCCUCAUUAAGAGUGGAGAGAUUUCCCUCCCUAUAAAAGAGGAACCAUCUCCCAUUUCCAAAAUGAGACCAGUUACAGCCAAUAUCACCACAAUGCCAGUGAACACAGUGGUAUCUCGCCCACCACCACAAGUCCAAAUGGCACCGCCUAUGUCUUUAGAACCAACAAACAGUUUGUCUCUAAGUUUGGAGAACCAACUUGAAGCUCUCUUGGAUGGAACUUUACCUUCAGGUAAUGAAAUUCCUCAACUAACAAGCAGUCGCGAGGACAGAGAAUCAUUUUCUCUGAUUGAAGAUCUUCAGAAUGAUCUGCUUAAUCACUCCAGCAUGCUUGAUCAUGCUCAUUCACCCAUGGAAACAGCUGACCAACAAUUCACUGCUAAUAGUUCCUGUUUAUCUCUUGACCUUCCUGACACAAAUUUAGACAAUAUGGAGUGGUUAGACAUUACCAUGCCCAAUUCCUCAUCGGGGCUUACUCCUCUGAGCUCUACUGCCCCAAGUAUGUUUUCCACUGACUUUCUAGAUCCACAAGACCUACAGCUGCACUGGGAUUAAGCUAUAGAGGUGCAGCAGAUGCAAAUUUGACUUUAUCUGUUUACAGUAUAUGUCCUUUAUGACACAAUUCUGGUUGCAAUUAAGGUAAAUUACCACAGAAUGAUUGGGAAGGAGAAAUGCUUGAUGCUAAUUCUGCAUUUAUGUUGAAGUAUACAAGCAAGUUUCUUUACCCUUCUAUCAAUAAUGCAGAUCAGAGCCAUCUGGGAAUUAUACUUCACAGGUCAAGAGAGAAUGUUUGUAGUUAUUGAUGAAAAGUACCACCCAGAAGAAAGCAGGAAAAAAAAGUGUAUAUAGGAAAUAGCAUUGAGAUAUCUUCAUAAUGC